AAACAAUAUUAGCAGACACGAGUUACCAAAGCACUACACAAGCAGACAUUUCUUGCAUAGUCAAAUACACUUUACAGAAUUGCAAUGUUAACUCCUGUGAUCCUUAUGAUCAUAGUCUUGAGCUGAAAGGAAACACUAGUGAACUCUAUGCCUCUCGUAGAAAUAAUAUCAUGGAAUAUUCAA
Molecule: messenger RNA, 183 nt
Organism: Racocetra fulgida
Lineage: Eukaryota; Fungi; Glomeromycota; Glomeromycetes; Diversisporales; Gigasporaceae
Source: the annotation of a GenBank genome assembly